CUUUUUUUCAUUUUGUUUGUGAUGGCGCUCGUCAGGGAAGAAUGAAGGAGAGUCUGAAAUAGUGGCUGCCUGUCGUCGGAUAUUUCGACUCCAGUUCGACAGCACAAUCUGUCAAAAUUGUGAUAACAUCCGGCACAUUUUGCACCCAUCGAGUUAUUUUCGUUGGUUGAACGCAUUUGGCUAAAGGUUUACACUCGAUGUAUCCGUCAUGGGGUCGGUAUGGUGGGGGAGGGGCGCACCUUCCAUACUAUGGCGGGGCUGCUCAGCCGCCGCUCCUUCCUGCGCCGCGUGUACCGGCCCCGGGGCUUGUUGUUGGUCCCACCACCGUACCCCCGCCGGUCCCUACUACCGGUUUAACGUCCAACUUCCAGACACUAAGGGAGCAGCAUCUCCAGCAGAUGCAGCAGUUGCAGCAAAUGCACCAGCAGCAGUUGCAGUCAGUCCUGCAGUAUCCUGCCCAUCAGCACCAACCACCACCGUCAAUACCACCGCCACCUUUACCACCUCAUCUGCAACAACCUCCACCGAACAUUUGGGACACCAGCAAUGCCCCGAGCCAACUCACCCAGACUAGCCAAUCCACUCAACAACAUCCAGAUUACUCCGCCGUGGCUUUACAGUCAACUUCAGCAAGCAUUGUGGCAGCAUCUGGUGACAAAAAGGCUAAUGAUUACUCCAAAGCAAUAAAUGGCUCUUAUCAACAGCAACAGCAACAAUAUUGGUAUCAUGGAGGCAAACAGUAUGGAGGUCAGCAGGAACAGAGUCUGAGUGCAGAAAUGAACCAGAUCAGUGAUUCUGCACAGCAGAAACCUGGAGAGGCCAAGGGCUGUUAUACUACACAGCCACCGUUGCCACCAGCUCCACCUUAUGAGGCAUCCAAAACACAGCCACCGCCUCCACCUCCUAAAGAGGAGAUGCCUCCACCUCCGCCACCUGAAGAAGCAAAGCCUACUAUCCAACCUCCAGAAAAUCCAGAGGAAGCAGAGAGAUUGAAGAUGCUACAGGCAGCGGCCGCCCAGUGGCAACAACAGCGUAUCGAGUAUCAGCAGCAAAGCAUGAUGCAACAACAUAAUCAACUUCAACAACUGCUGCAACAGUACCAGCAGAUAAUGCAGCAGAUCCAACAUGUACAGUCUCUACCUCUAGAAAUGCAGCUGAGACAUUUGGAGAUGCAGCAGCAGCAGUUCAUCCCUCUAUAUCAAGAAUGGCAGCGCCAGUUUCAGAUUUGGAAGGCUCAGCUACAAGCCUAUCCUAACAAGGAUCAACUCCAACAGUACGAAAUACAGUGGAACCAAUGGCAAGAGCAAAUGGUAUCAACGAAUCAUCACUUUCAAGAAAGAAUGGAUGCUCUCAGGAAUGUUCAACAACAGUACAUGAACAAUCAAUCCCAGAAUUACUUGGGAAAUGCAUCAAGAGGAUUGCCCUCUCAGACUCUACCAAUGCCUCCAGUGCCACCCAUGGGAAUGCCCCCUACGCCACCAUUAACUGGUUCUUCUACACAAGGUGCAACAAGUUCACCUGUAGUCUCAGUUCCUUCAGAAGAAAAGAGUCCACCAAUUUCCCAGAGUUCUUCAUCUGUGUCUCAGGCCCCUCCAUUGAUUUCUCAGGCCCCUCCAUUGGUGUCUCCAGCCCCUCCUUCCAUGUCUCAAGCCCCCCCAUCUGUGACUCAGGUGCCUCCACCAGCAACUCGGAUGCCUCCACCAAUGGUUGGAGUCCCUCCUCUAAUGUCAGGUGCACCACCUCCAAUGACUCUGCCACCCCCAUUAAUGACUCUGCCACCUCCACCAAUGACUCUGCCACCUCCACCAGUGUCUCUAGCCCCUCCACCAAUGACUCUAGCCCCACCACCAAUUUCUCAAGCCCCACCACCAGUGUCUCAGGUCCCUCCAUCAAUAACUCAGACCUUUCCACCAGUGUCACAGCCUCCUCCACCAAUGACUUGGGCUCCCCCAUCAAUGACUCAGACCACUGCACCAGUUUCACAGGGUCCUACCCCAUUAUCUCAAAGUUCACCUGUUGUCACAGAACCGAAGAAACCCUUGAUUCCAACACCACAUGAUGAAAUGAAGGUGUCUCCUUCAGUUUCAACAUCACAAUAUAAUCGAUUUGGGCAAUAUGGGACAAUGCCAUCAGACCAAUCACAAAGUGGACUACGAUUUGAAGAUCUCGGAGCACCAAGGUUUGAUGGGCCUCAUGGAAGAGGAAAACGCAAAUUUGAUGAACCAGGAGUGAGAGACCUUUCUCGAUCACGCUUUGAUUCAAGAGGCCCCACAUUUCAAGGUCAUUGCUUUGAAGGACCCCAAGCAAAGUUUGAAGGGCAGACUGUGGGCCAGCAUGGCGAGGGUGCUGGACAGCACAUUGAGAAAGAGGCUGCAACGCAUCAUAUUGAAAGUGAAAUUAGAGGUUCAACUGUUGAAGAUUCGACUCAGCAGCCGCAAAAUGAGGAAAAAGCUCCAGGACAUCAACCUGAAGAUAAAGCAUUGAGUCAGGUUGCUGAAAAUGAAUUUCAAACACAGGAUCCAAGUAGUCGUCUUGAAAAACAAGGUUUGCUUAAGCGUCCUGAGGAGCAGGGUUCUGGAAAUCAACUUGAGAAGAUAGAUAACACCAAGGAGCAGGUUCCUGACAAAAUGCUGGAUAAUUUCCUUCAGAAAAAGGGAAGUUCCCUCGAGGUACAAGGCCCUAUUAAUUGCCAGGAAAAGCAUGGUCCUGGUAAUGAACUUAAGAAGCAAGGCAAUAGCUUUGAGGGUCAUAGUCCCAGUCGUUGCUUUGAAAUGCAGGGUGCCAGUAACCACAUUGAAAACCAAAAUACUGGUAUUCUCUUUGAGACCCAGGGUCCUAGUAAGAGCAUUGAGGCCCAGGAUGCCAGCAAACAACUUGAAGGGCAAAUUGCAAGUAGUAAUAUCAAGAGUGAGAGCCCCGGCAGUCAUCCGGAGGGUUCAGGUCCUGGCAGUUGUCCUGAGAGUUCAGUUCCCAGCAGUAGCUCUGAAGGUCAUGGUCCUGGCCAGCGUUUUAAGGGGCACGGGCCCAGGGGUCGCUUUAGAGGCCAUGGAUCUGGCAAUCGUGUUGACGGCCAUGGUCCUUACGGUCGCUAUGAGGGCCAGGGUCAGGGCAGCAGCUUCGAUGGUCUGGGUCCUGGUGGCCAUUUUAAGGGCCCAGGUGUGAGCAACCGCUUUGAGAGCCAAGGUCCAGGUGGCCGCUUUGAAGGCACAGGUCAAGGUGGAUGCUUUGAGGGUCCAAACAGCCGCUUUGAUGGCCAGGGACAAAGAAACUAUUUUGACAGCCAGGGACCGAGGGGCCAUUUUGAAGGUCCAAGUGGCCGAUUUGAGGGACCGGGCAGCCAUUUUGAAGGCCAAGGUCAAAGAGGCAAUUUUGAGAGCCAAGAUCCCGGAGGUCACUUUGAGGGUCCGGGAGGCCGUUUUGACAUUCCGGGUCCAGGAGGCCGUUUCGACGGUCCGGGUACGGGAGGCCGCUUCGACGGUCCCGGUACGGGAGGCCGCUUCGACGGUCCCGGUACGGGAGGCCGCUUCGACGGUCCAGGUCCAGGAGGCCGCUUUGACGGUCCAGGUCCGGGAGGCUGUUUCGACGGUCCGGGAGGCCGCUUCGACGGUCCAGGGGGCCGCUUUGACGGGCCGGGUCCAGGGGGUCGCUUUGACGGGCCGGGUCCGGGCGGUCGCUUUGACGGGCCGGGUCCGGGCGGUCGCUUUGACGGGCCAGGUCCAGGGAGUCGCUUUGACGGACCGGGUCCAGGGGGCCGCUUUGAUGGGCCGGGUCCAAGGAACCGCUUCGAGGGGGCAGGUCCAUGGGGCCGCUUUGAGGGCCCAGGUCCAAGAGACCACUACGAAAGCCACGGUCCAGGAGGUCAUUGUGAAAGUCACAGUAUGGGAGGUCCGUUUGAGGGUCUGGGUGAUGGCAGCUGCUUUGAAGGCCAAGGUCAAGAAGGCCACUUUGAGGGCCAGCUUCAGGGAGGUCGCUUUGACCGCCAGGGGCGAGGUGCCCACUUUGAGAGUCAGGGGCGUGGCGGCCGUUUUGACCGCCAGGGGCGUGGUGGACACUUUGACGGCCAGAGCCGUGGCGGGCACUUUGAGGGCCAGAGUCGAGGCGGCCGCUUUGAGGGCCAGGGUCGAGGCGGGCACUUUGAGGGCCAGGGUCGAGGAGGGCACUUUGAGGGCCAAGGUCGAGGUGGGCGCUUUGAGGGCCAGGGUCGAGGUGGGCACUUCGAGGGCCAGAGCAGAAGCGGGCGCUUCGAAGGCCAGGGGCGAGGUGGGCAUUUCGAGGGUCAGGGACGUGGCAGUCGUUUCAAGAAUCAGGGACGGGGUGGUCAUUUUGAGGGACAGGGUCCAGUCAGCAGAUUUGAGGACCAGGGAACUGUCAAUCAAUUUGAGGACCAGGGCCCUGGUGGUCGCUUUGGGGGCCAAGGUCGAGGUAAAUAUUUUGAGGACCAGAGUCCUAAUAACUGCUUUGAGAGUCAAGGACGAGGCCCAGGUAAUCGCUUUGAGUAUGAAGGUUCAGGAAUUAAUCGAUUUGAUGGUCCAGAGGAUAGUCGCUUUGAUGGCCCAAGAGGUGGAUGCUUUGAUGGCUCAGGAGGAAAUUUUUUUGAGGGCCCUGGUGUUGGGAAUUUUGAGAACUUAGGUGGCAGUCGCUUUGAAGGGCAGGGUAAAGGCAGUCACUUUGAGAAACAGGGCCCAGGGCAUCGUUUUGAAGGCCAGAGUUCUGGGCCACAUUUUGAGGGACCAGGCAUAGUACACCGAUUUGAUAGACAGGUUCCAGGACAGCGAGUUGAGGGUUCAGCUGGGAGAUUUCAAGGCCCUGGUCCUCGGUUUGAUGGACCAAAGGGACCAAGAUUCAGUGGUCCUCGUGGACCUUCUCCUAGUGGAUCCUCUGUGCCUAGCUCAAGAUGCAAAGGUUCUCAAGUUGCAGCUGGGCAAAUUGGACAAGAUUUAAAGUCAUCUUCAGAGCAAGUUCAGGAACAAGUAAAACCUGUUGGAGACAAGAACAUAGAGACUACAGAAGAUAAGGAUGUGAAACAAAACCUAGAUACUGUACCACAGGCUUUAGUGAAGCCAGUAGAUGAAAAGAUUCCAGCCCAUGCAACCUUAUCUGCCACAGACCCUAAAGAUUCAGAUACUUCAGUUGGCAAAGAUUUGUUGAAAAAAAGUGCUGACUUAUCUAAAUCACAUGAAAUUCAAAAAAAAAUGGACGGUUCUGAAGCAGCAACUCCUUCAGUAACUGUUCCUCAGGUUCAAAGCGAUCCAGCUAAGAUGCUGCCUUCAAAUGCAUCAGGUCCUGCAAAGGCAACAUCUGAAAAACACGAGCCAAAAACAUUAGAAACAGGUAAAAGAUUUGAAUCUGCACCAGUGCGUCGGAAUAAUGACCAAGAAAAAGGCCCAGAACACAAGCCACAGAUGGGCAAGGAUUUUAUCUCUAUGCGUAAGGGCGAUGGUCCCAGUAACAUUGAUGGUACGGAGAUGAGACCAUAUCAGAGGACAGAAAUGCAAGCCUCUUGGCAUCAUGAAGAAAGGAGACAGAUGGAUGAUCGUUUCUCUGGCCCUAGAGGAGCUCCAGAUUAUGAUAGAGAGAGAACUUUAUCUUGGGAAAGGAAUAAUUGGACAGAUACAGGUCCAGACUUCUGGGAUGAGCGCGAUACAUUUAGGAGAGAUGAACGGUCACUUCUUCGUCGGCCCCCUCUGACUCAGGAAGUUUUAAAUAGAAGGGAAAAUCGUGGUCCUCCAAAUGAAUCUUUUGACAGAGGCUUUGACCAAGAGUUUGACAGGAGUGGAAGGUCUCACGAACAUGGUUUUAACAGAGACAAUGAACGGAACAGAGACUACUUCCACAGACCAGAGGAAUGGGAUCAUCACGGUCAUGGACGAGAAUUCUCUCCUCUACAUCUACGAGCAGACAGGUGGAGGGAAGAACAGUGGAGGAAGGAACCUGAAAGAGGUUAUCAUCAGGACCAGGAAAGGGAGUUGUGGGGUCGGGACUAUCCAGAAAGACAAGACUGGAGGAGAGAUGAACGAAAUUAUCCUCCAGACAGGUUUGGCUGGCAGAGAGAACGGAUUGAUGACAGAAGAUACCCGGAAACAGACAACAGGAGGCUACCCUUUGACAAUCUGCCACCCCAGACUGGUCCUGGUCAUGUGUCCACUUUACCUGAAAAACCACCACUGUCUUUCUCUGAUAAAUCUAUGGUGGAUCAAUCACCAGAUGGCCAAAAUAUUGUAGCAUUGUCUGAACGAGAGCAUGAAAUCAUCUUGAAAGCUGCACAGGAAUUGAAGUUAUUACGUGAGUUACAGGAGAUUGGCAAAACAGAUUCCACUGGAAUGCCUCCAGUAAUUCAAGAUUACCAAAACUCUAAAACUGGUAAAGACUUUUACAAGGAUAUGACAAAAACCGAAAACUCAUUACUUGGACCUGGACCAUCUGCUGCUCCUAUCCAGUCAGAGCGUUGGGAUACAGAUACAUUCCAUGGCUUAUGGGAUUCUGUGUCUCAACCUAAAAAUCCCGAUUCUAAUUAUGGUUACAGUGAGCCUUCAUCUAUCUCGACUGCUCCUCUAAACAAGGCACCACCAAUUCAGAAAACAGUUGAUUAUGGACAUGGACGUGAUUCAGGACCACCAGGAAGGAUUGAACAGAUCCCUUAUGGUGAACGAGUUUCACUUGGCCCUGAGCCAGUACGGGAAAGGAUGUAUGAUAAAGAUGUACUAGGCCCUCGAGAUCGUUUCGGAGACAGAGAUUCGUUUUUAGAACGAAGGGGAGAUCCUUAUUUGGAUCGCAGAGAUUUUGAUAGAGAGCAUGAUCCAUACAGGGAUAGAUCGAUGGGCGAUUUUGAAAGGGAAGGAUUUGAUCGUGAAAGAUUUGGGCGUGAAGAAAGAAUGCCUCAUGGUCCACCUGGUAGAUCAAGUGGAUAUCACAACUAUCAGGACAAUAAAGACCCUUUCAACCGAGGGGGAUUUGAAAGGCCACAAUUUGAUCGCUUAACUGAUCGACCACCAUUUGAUCAUACACCGACUGGUUUUGGAGGUGAAAGAAGAGGAUAUUCUGAUGAGAGGAUACCUGCCUCAGCCCCUCAUCCAGCACAUCCUCCUCCACGUGUUGAAAAAAAACCAGAAAGCAAAAAUGUUGACGAUAUUCUAAAAAUGCCUGGCAGACAAAGUCGCCCUGAUAGGAUUGUAGUUAUUAUGCGAGGACUCCCUGGCAGUGGGAAGACACAUGUUGCAAAACUCAUUCGUGAUAAGGAGGUAGACAAUGGAGGAGCUGCACCACGGGUUCUCAGCUUGGAUGAUUACUUCAUGACCGAAGUGGAGAAAGUGGUGAAGGAUCCAGACAGUGGCAAACGAAUUAAAAAGAAGGUUCUGGAGUACGAAUAUGAGCCAGAAAUGGAAGAUACGUACAGAAGCAGCAUGUUUAAAACAUUCCGUAAAACACUGGACGAUGGCUUUUUCCCCUUCAUCAUUGUGGAUGCCAUUAAUAACAGAGUCAAGCAUUUUGAACAGUUAUGGAGUGCAGCCAAAACUAAAGGCUUUGAGGUUUACAUUGCAGAAGUGAGUGCUGAUAAUCAAACCUGUGCGAAAAGGAACAUUCAUGGACGCAAAUUGAAGGAAAUCAAUAAGAUGGCUGAUCAUUGGGAUUCAACUCCACGACAUAUGUUACGAUUAGACAUUAGAUCACUGCUCCAAGAUGCUGCAAUUGAAGAAGUUGAAAUGGAAGAUUUCGAUCCCAGUGCUGAGCAACAGUCACAGCAGUCGGAAGAACAACAACGAGAUGAAUCUAAAAAGGAAGCUGCUGAUGAAGAGGAGUAUGAAACGGGUUUCCUGACAAAAAGCAAAUGGGAAAUGGACACAUCAGAAGAGAAUCUAGACAAGCUGGAUGGUUUGAGGAGCAGCAACAAACGGAAGCGAGGUUGGCAUGACAGUAUUGCACACCAAUUAGAAGAUUACCUUCAGCUUCCUGAUGACUAUAACUCUCGCUCAUCAGAACCUGGAAAGAAGCGGGUGAGAUGGGCAGAUUUGGAAGAGGAGAAGGAUGCUGAGCGCAAACGAGCCAUAGGAUUUGUGGUUGGACAAACAGACUGGGAGAAAAUUACAGAUGAAAAAGGCGAAUUAGCACAGCGAGCAUUGAACCGAACUAAAUAUUUCUAAAGAAACGUUCAAAUUGUGAUUUUUUACAAUGAGGCUCCGCAGUAACAGUGGAGGAUAACAGCAAGAAAUCUUUCGUAAUGGUUGGGCAGACAAGAAUUUUGCGACUUUAGAGUUUUUUGUUUUAUUGUUACAGUCAACGUACGAGCAUUAGACUAUUGGUGGUUAACUUAUCUUAGCAGCCUGUGAGAAAUUUUUUAAAAACUUAGUUGAUAGUGUCAUUAAAAUCUAAGUUGAAACCACACUAAUUGCAAUCCAGUGUGUCCUGGGCCUGCUAUCAUGGCUUUGCUUCAUCAGCUCGAUUUUUUUAUAUGUUGUAUUAAUGUACUGUUUCUUGCUCUGUCCAAACCAAUUGUAAUUUUAAGGAGCAAUAAAGCUUACUUGAAACCAUGGAACAGUUCAAGUGUCAACACAGCAUGGGUAUUCCAACAUACGUGUGUUUAUUAAGUGUUCAGUUUUUCUGUUUUCAGUUUGAAAUUUCAUGCCAGAAUUUUGAUUUAGGUCACUGAAUUCUCUUGCCAAAGAAGCACCCCAAUUUUGUUAACACUUGGAAGAAGUUGUAGGUAGUGAGCCAUUUCUGUUGGUGCAUGGGGAAAGUGUGUGCUGUUCAUUGAUGCCACAUGCCUGGGUUGCGCACAGUUCCAAUGCCAGUUAAAAGAAUAGUUUGUGCAAAAUGAACUGAGACUACCAUGGGUACCAAAAUGGAGAAUAUUGUCUUAAUAUAACUACAGAUUAUUUUGUGCUCUGCUGUAGACAUUCCCCAUUUACUCACAGAAUGCAGCUGUGUAAAAGGGGUAUGACUGAGAGUGAAAAGUUGUAGAUCAACUACAUAUUAAAAAUUGUGCAAUAUUAAUUCAGAAUUAAAUCUUAAAAUUGUAUAGAUUUGUUAGAAUUUCUAAAGCAUUUUGAAUUCUGUUUUGGAAGAUAGUAUUCCAAAAUUAUAUUUUUUGCAAAAGAGGAAAACAUGACAUUCCAUAUGGUUUUCCGUUACUGAUGAAAUAUAUAAUCAUUUCAAAUCUACAGAAACCAGCUUCUUUAUGUCAAUUACAUUCAAAACACAUUAAUUAUUGAUUUCAAUGUUGCUGUAAAACAAUUAGAUUUUUGUACCUGUGAUAGUAAAUUAUAUAGUACUGAAUAAUUCUACUAUCGAAGCUAGCUAUAAACAACCAACGUAAUAAUUUACAUUUUUAAAUGGUGUUGCACUGCUGGAGAAAAGAGAUUUCUGUUAUGUAAGUGUUUCGCAGUAACUAGAAAAUACCUUGAGUAUUGAUUCAACAUAUUUGACAAUAUUACUUUCACACAAUUUGGUAAAUAUUGAAAAUGAGUAUAUAUGGAACUUAAAUAUCACCAUCAUAUUUUGUUAAAAUCAGAUGUGGAUAAGAACUUCAUUUAAAACACUCCUUUAUGUUCAGUAUUUUUGGAAUUUAAUUGGUUUCUGUUGAAAAUGAUCAUACUAUCUACAAAUUAUGUUUGUACCUCCUUAUUGAAGAAUUACUGCUUUUGGCCUUCUGUGGCUUGCUUUCUCUGACCUGGAACCAGGAUAGAUUUCUAACAGAACUUGCAUUAUUACAAGUUGACCAAAUCAUCAUUCACCAUCUGUUUCGUCUGUACUUUGUGAAUAUUGAAUUUUCAUUUGCAGUAAUUGAUUUCCUUAUAUUCUUAGUUUACUUAGUAAAUAAAUAUCCGAAGAACCAUCCAUACACCGAUGGGAAGUAUUCUUCAUUGGGAAAUUUAGUUUUGUUAUCAUAUAUGAAUUAGCCAAUGUGUUCAUUUUUGCUUCAAAUGUAUUUUGUGACCUAAAGUAGAAGUGCAUCAUUAGGAUUAUGCAGAACAUGUCCUCAUGGAAUGUGAAACAAUGUUGAAAGACCUGCAUGUAGUAAUGAAAUAAUAUCGUACACCUCUAGCAAGUUUUGUUAAGUGUUCACUGAGCAGUUAUAACAGCAUGAACUCUUGAGUUGCAAUUCAUUAUUAUAACACAAGCUGAACUGAGCAAAUGUUUUAUUAUUCUUUGAUGGCAAAGCUACCAUAAAAAUGCCCAUCUCCUAAUUGCUGCUAUGAAGAUGAUAGGCAUUUUCUUAUUUUUUUUCUUCUGUGCUGCUGGGUUUUGAGGUCUGGAACUUUUGAAGAUGCAGAGAUGAUAUAUAUACCACUCGGUAUUUGGCAUAGAGAAGAACUUGCAGUCAAUGAACUUUCAGUAUGCCUACUGCUAAUUUAUUUACAGUCUCAUUGGCAUUGCUUCACCUUCCCUGAAUGCCAUAUCAUCCUAUUUAAGGGAACAAUUAAAAUACUCAGUGGCUCCUUUAUUAGGUACAUCUGCUUGUUAAUGGAAAUAUCUAAUCAGCAGCAACUCAAUACGUAAAAACAUGGUCAAGAGGUUCAGUUAAUUUUCAGAACAAAAAUCGGAAUGGCAAAAAAUGUGAUCUAAGUGACUGACCGUGGAGUGAUUGUUGGUACCAUUUAGGGUGGUUUGACUAUCUUAGAAACUGCUGGUCUCCUGAGAUUUUCACUCACAAGUUUACAGAGAAUGGCGUGAAAAGCAAAAGAAAAACAUCCAGUGUCACUUCUUUGGGUGAUGACGCCUUGUUAAUGAGAGAAGUCAGAGAAGAAUGGCCAGACUGGUUUAAGCUGACAGGAAGGCAACAGUAACUUAAAUAAGCACGCAUUACAACAGUGGUGUGCAGAAGAGCAUCUUUGAACAUACAUUGUGUCAAACCUUGAAGUGGAAGGGCUACAGCAGCAGAAGACCACACCAGAUUCCACUCGUGUACCGAAUAAAGAAGUCACUGAGUGUAUGUUCUAACAAAUUGGUUUUGUGAGUCACAACUGGAAGAGAAGCAAAAGAAUCUCUCAUUGGACUGAAUUUGACUGUAUGAUUUUGACUGAGAACUUAAUGUAGUGUUUUAUCCAAGAAGGCAAAUGUAAAAGAUUGCUGCAAUACAUUAUCACUAAGUAUUUUUAAAUAAUUUGGCCUUUCGAUUAUGGGAAGAAUAGAUUGUUUAAAUUUUUUGUCUAAUUGGAAUAAUAAGGGUUUAAUUGAUGCUUCAUACUACAUGACACAAUUAAUUUAAUUCCUUUAUAACAGUUACAACUCAGCAGUGGACCUGCUAUAGUUGCUAUUUUUGCUUCUAAUUAAAUCAUUUGGAAAAAGUUGCUUGUAAAUAAUUUUCAUGGAUUAUAUUUGCAUUUGUGCCAUGAUAAGUAACUGAGGGAAGACAUUAAUCAUUACUAAGAUUUUGUAGAUCAAGAAGUAUGUUUUCUAAGAAAAGCUUCCAGAUUUCUAUAUUGCAUCAUAGCAAAAUGAACCUUCUUGUGCACUAGUAGAGCUAAAGAAAUAAGUGGAAGUACAAAAUCUGUUGGCAGUCUUCUGUUCAUUUUUGCUGUCAUUUUUCACUUUUGCUAUAAUGUUGCUGAGUUUUUCCACUUGUGCUCACUUGAAAGAUUGAUCAUAAAAUUAAAGCAAACUACCCUACUGGCCAUUAAUUUAAAAAAUCUACUUGCAGUAGAUUUGCAGCAUAUUGAUCAGAAUUUGAGUAUAAAUAGUUCUGUAAUGAUCAAUAGCCAGCCAAAAUUUACAAGCUUUAAAUGAUUGUGUUAGUGACUUUGAAAAAUCGGCAAUUGCAACACAUAGGAAAGAGAUUUUGAAGAUAUCCUCAAGAGAAAUUUCCUGGAAUCAGAUUCUUAACAAAAACUGGUGAUACAGUCUAAUAAUAGAUUUGUUAUUUUUCCUCCCACCAUCUUUUAAAGUAUGUCAAGUGUGUAUCCUCGAAAUGUUCAGUAUUUUAUAAGAUCAGAUGCUUUUCAAUGAAUAAAUAUUUAAUGGUAAUGCAGUUUGAA
Molecule: messenger RNA, 11969 nt
Organism: Hypanus sabinus (Atlantic stingray)
Lineage: Eukaryota; Metazoa; Chordata; Chondrichthyes; Myliobatiformes; Dasyatidae
Product: YLP motif-containing protein 1-like
Exons: 22
Coding region: 198-8138 (2646 amino acids)
Biological process (GO): regulation of telomere maintenance
Cellular component (GO): nucleus
Source: RefSeq, a predicted model, not a curated record